Molecule: messenger RNA, 1064 nt
Organism: Megalobrama amblycephala (Wuchang bream)
Lineage: Eukaryota; Metazoa; Chordata; Actinopteri; Cypriniformes; Xenocyprididae
Gene: mrps16
Product: mitochondrial ribosomal protein S16
Exons: 4
Coding region: 204-593 (129 amino acids)
Biological process (GO): mitochondrial translation
Cellular component (GO): ribosome; mitochondrial small ribosomal subunit
Molecular function (GO): structural constituent of ribosome
Source: RefSeq, a predicted model, not a curated record
CAUAAGCAAAGCCUUCACCAUAGUAGGAUCGAGAAACACUCUUCCGGUCCGGGAGAAAAACAUGGCGGCGCCCUUGCGAAUGUCAUGUUGUUAACUGUCUUUAUGUAGUAUGUGUGUUCAAACGCUACCACAAACACGUUAAGCUUAUAUUUAAUAAUAUUACAGACGUUUCUGCAUGCAGAUAUCGGAUUUAUAAGAGAAUCAUGGUUCAUUUAUCAUCUUUCCUGCUCAAGAAAUAUCAUGGUGGGCAUGUGGUCAUCAGGCUGGCAUUAGGAGGUGUCACUAACAGACCUUUCUAUCGCAUUGUGGCUGCUUAUAAUAAACGGGCGAGAGACGGUAAAUAUAUCGAGCAGGUGGGAUCAUAUGACCCUCUCCCGAACAUUCACAAUGAAAAACUUGUCGCCUUCAAUUAUGAAAGGAUCAAGUACUGGAUUGGAUGCGGUGCCCAUACGACAAAACCAGUGGCCAAACUUCUAGGAUUGGCUGGAUUUUUCCCACUGCAUCCAAUGACAAUAACAGAAGCAGAGCGGAAACGAAAAGCCGCUUCGACAGAAGUUGUUAAAACAGAAAGUCAAGACCACGUGGAGCAGUAAAAUCAAAAGAGGCGCUGUAAACGUAAAAUAAAGUGUUAAUGAUUACAUUGCAUUUUAAUAGUGAUAAUAACCUUGCACUGAGCUUUCGUUUCACUGAUAUGAUUUAUCAUAUUUUAAGGGUUUUGGCAACAAGCUUCAGUGCAGGUUUAAACUCCAGACAUGAUUCAAAUUCCCUGGAAAUGGAAACCGUUUGAAAGAUAAAUGAGGGACUUAGACACUGAAAGUGAAUUCUGUAAUCAUUAAACAACAUUGAGCAGCAACGAUCGGCUAACAAAAAAAUUAAUGAAUGAUCUGGCCUGGGGAACCUACACUGAGAGUUGAAAUGAACAUUCUUCCUUGUUUAAUUUCAGGCAAAUUGAUCUGAACCUAAUGUUUAUACAAUUGUGUAACUCCAUAUCAGCAAACAGUGUACUGAUGUAUCUAACUGUAUACACCCAUGUUCUCAUAUUAAAUCAUUUUUAUAAUUUGUCA